This is a messenger RNA of Dendrobium catenatum, 606 nucleotides long. RefSeq names its product histone H4. The coding region runs from base 61 to 372 and encodes 103 amino acids. NCBI's taxonomy places the organism in Eukaryota, Viridiplantae, Streptophyta, Magnoliopsida, Asparagales, Orchidaceae. The record is from RefSeq and is a predicted model, not a curated record. Gene Ontology annotation, molecular function: DNA binding; structural constituent of chromatin; protein heterodimerization activity. The transcript has a single exon. Gene Ontology annotation, biological process: nucleosome assembly. Gene Ontology annotation, cellular component: nucleosome.
CCCUCACACUAAUCGAUCAGAAAAAGCGAAAAAGAUAUCAGAUCUUCGAAGCUAGAAACAAUGUCGGGCCGAGGAAAGGGCGGCAAGGGCUUGGGAAAGGGGGGAGCAAAGCGCCACCGCAAGGUUCUCCGAGACAAUAUCCAGGGUAUUACUAAGCCGGCGAUUCGCCGCCUUGCUCGCCGCGGCGGCGUCAAGCGAAUCAGUGGCCUGAUCUAUGAGGAGACGCGAGGCGUCCUUAAGAUCUUUCUUGAGAACGUCAUCCGCGAUGCGGUGACCUACACCGAACACGCUCGCCGGAAGACCGUCACUGCUAUGGAUGUUGUGUAUGCUCUCAAGCGUCAGGGUCGCACCCUCUAUGGUUUUGGUGGUUAGCUUAUGCGGAUUCAGAAUCCGCUCGGUUCUUGGGGUUUGUAAUAUGUCUAUCGUUCUGUUUGGGAUAUAUCGAAGCUUAUCGUCUUUUGCAAUGGAAUAGUGCUCUGUUGGUGUUUUUUGGGGUUUCACUGUGACUGUUUAGUGUAAUGCUAGCCACUGAAGGGAAUUGGAAAAAAAACACUGUUUCGCAUAUUUGAAUGAUUAAUGCAGUACACUUUACUUGAUUAGCUUAAA